AUGAAUCGAGCUGAGCUCGAGAGGAUGAUGAUGAUCAAGAAAUUAGCUCCAGCUUUGGAUGGAUGGGUGGGAUUAAGCUUCUCGCGUGAAUUGAAUGGAUUAGCGGCCUCCAGCGUUACAAUGCGAGCACAGUCCACUGGAAUCCCGAACCCGAACGGAUGCACCGAAACGUCAUCCUCAACGAGAGCCCGUCGAGUCGUGCAGCUAACGGCGCUAUGCCUUCCCCAGCAGAGGUCAUGCAAAGAUACCUCCAACUUCCGAGGCAGCCACAAGUCCAGCAGCAACAACAGCAGCAACAGGCCUCCUCGUAACCGUUUGAAUAGCAGAACUUCCAAACUUGGCCGCCUUCAAGGACAUGCACGUGGAAAAGCUCCAGAUUUGGAGCUCCCACUGAUGGCAUGCAGCCCACGGAGGGAGGAGGAGAAUGCCUGA
Messenger RNA from Marchantia polymorpha subsp. ruderalis, 432 nucleotides. Lineage: Eukaryota; Viridiplantae; Streptophyta; Marchantiopsida; Marchantiales; Marchantiaceae. The record is from the annotation of a GenBank genome assembly.